UGCACAGUGUAAGAUGCUAAGUGGAUGAAUCUAGAUAUAAUACAUUUAUAUGUAGCAUUGAUAAAAAUUUGCUAAGUUAUAUAAAAUCUUUAAAUGUAUACACUUUGUUGGAAUUAAACAAAGAGAGUAAUAUGAUGUGAAGUGAAUAUGUUCGAGGAGAAAGAUUCGCGUUAUAAAAUGCGGAUAUUAACCUGACCAUAUUUGCUGCAAAGACAAACAAACUGAUUAAAAUGCCGAGUUGAAAAGAGAAGGCAUGGCGACGACGGACGAGAAUAUUACACGAGGUCAUGAGCUGUAUAUGAGACAUAUUUCGCUUUUGGGUAAAGCUGUACCGUUAGCUUUAAAGGCUGUGAUUAGAAAGAUAGAAGCAAAACACGGGAAAUCACUUGAUUCUGUUCUAACAGAAAGGAGAAAUACUAUCAAAUCAUUUUACUACGACUUGUUUCAAGCAUUGUUUAAAGAAGAUGAUCAAAGUGUAAAUACGCAGAUAGAAUCAUUGGGGUUAUCUAAUCUCUGUGGUGUGAUUUCUUUCGUUUUAUCAGAAAGUUCCAAACUCGACUGCGUCAGUUGCAUUUCUGACCAACUGAGAGAUGUUGAAAAGUACACUCAUUCUGCCUCACUGGAAUACCAUACAUAUAAGCAGAAAUGGGAGUCGCUUCGUGAAUCUUUGCUUGAGCUUGUUAAAGAAAGUGAAGCCGAAUAUGAAUGCAAACAAUUGAUUCAUUCGUACGAUGAAUCGGAAGCGAUCAAAGUUAGUAAAGAGGUCAUUAAAAAACUGAAGAAAACGGAGAGUGUCGACAGGCAUAUUCGUGUUGCCAUAAGUAGCGAAUUUGCUUUAGAUGGACAGAGCGAAACGGAAGAUGAUCUGUCGAGAGAAAAAGGAGGCAAGGUAGAAUACAAUGAUAUAGAAGAAUCGACAAUAAAUUUUAUUCUGCCACUAUCCGACAUAGUUGUGCAUGAAGAGGAAUCAGUAGUUUUCUCAUGUGAGCUAAAUACAGCUAAAAGUCAAACAGAGUGGCGGAAAAAUGAUGAACCGCUUCUUGAAACAAAAACUGUCAAGAUUCUUGCAGAUAAAGGCUAUCAUUGGCUGGUGUUUGCAAGAGCAAUGCCCGAAGAUACUGGGAAAUACUCAUGUAUCUGCAAGAAUGCGUCGACGUCAGCUUUCGUUAAAGUCUCAAGUAUGUAA
This is a messenger RNA of Mercenaria mercenaria, 1186 nucleotides long. RefSeq names its product titin-like. The record is from RefSeq and is a predicted model, not a curated record. Lineage: Eukaryota; Metazoa; Mollusca; Bivalvia; Venerida; Veneridae. The transcript has 4 exons. Bases 254 to 1186 code for a protein of 310 amino acids.